AAGGAUCAAGCUUUGUUACGUUGGAGUUUGUGAUUGUUGAUAUAUUGCUAGACCCCCAAUAGUGACAAAUCCUUGUCGGUCAUAAAAGGACGGUGGCAUUCUUUCCAAGAAUUUUCAGUUAAGAGAUUCGGGGACAAUUUUCCUUCUUCCUCAAAUUCUCCAUUUAUAGUCAGACUAUCUCCAAAGGCUGCUGAAUCCAUUUCUCCCACAAUUCCCCACCUCAAUUUCUUCACUUCCAAAGCUUGCAAUCCCCUGAAUUUUCCUUUUCCUUUUAUCUCUUAUUGUCUGCUUGGUAGGAUGGAAAAAGGUGAAGCUGACAUGUUGUUAUCCUCUUUGAUCCCCGAGAACCCAACAUGUGUGAAAAUUCCAGGGAAGACCCAACUGUGUCUGGCAAUCGAGGAGGCAAAAUGUCUGGUUAUUAUAGUUGUUCCCAUGGUACUGACCGGUCUUCUGCUCUACUCUCGUUCUAUGGUCUCCAUGCUCUUCCUAGGACGUCUGGGUGAACUGGCUCUAGCCGGCGGCUCGCUUGCUAUCGGGUUUGCAAACAUUACAGGAUACUCUGUUCUCUGCGGUCUGGCCAUGGGAAUGGAACCCAUCUGCGGCCAAGCUUUUGGGUCCAAAAGCUACAAGCUUCUCGGACUGACCCUGCAAAGAACAACGAUUUUGCUUCUCUUGACAUCCAUCUUCAUUGCUUCUCUGUGGAUUAAUAUGAAGAAAAUCCUCCUGUUUUGCGGCCAGGAAGAAGACAUCGCCGAGGAAGCUCAAUCCUACAUUCUUUAUUCUUUACCGGACCUUAUCGCACAAUCAGUUCUUCACCCUCUUCGCAUUUAUCUCAGAAGUCAAUCCGUUACUCUGCCUCUGACCCUCUGUGCAAUUGUAUCCAUGAUUUUCCACAUUCCCAUUAAUUAUUAUUUUGUUUAUGUUCUCAAUUUGGGAAGCAAAGGUGUCGCUUUGAGCUCUGUUUGGACUAACUUCAACCUUGUCGGAUUAUUGAUCAUUUAUGUUAAAUUGUCCGGUGUCUACAAGAAAACAUGGGAUGGAAUUUCAUGGGAUUGCUUAAAAGGCUGGAAAUCACUGCUCAAUUUAUCAAUUCCGAGCUGCAUUUCCGUUUGCCUGGAAUGGUGGUGGUAUGAAAUCAUGAUCCUGCUUUGCGGAUUACUCCUGAAUCCAAAAGCAACGGUUGCUUCCAUGGGAGUUUUGAUUCAAACAACUGCUCUGAUAUACAUCUUUCCCUCUUCAUUAAGCUUUGGUGUGUCAACCAGGGUUGGGAAUGAAUUGGGCGCCAACAAUCCCCAGAAGGCAAAAAGAGCUGCCAUCGUUGGACUCUUUUCAAGCGUCUUCUUAGGACUCUCAGCAUUGUUUUUUGCCGUGAUGGUGAGGAACAUUUGGGCUACUCUGUUCACUACAGAUGCAAUCAUCAUUAAAUUAACCUCCAUGGUCUUGCCGAUCAUUGGACUCUGCGAGCUAGGAAACUGUCCCCAAACAACAGGCUGCGGUGUUUUAAGAGGGACUGCAAGACCUAAACUGGGAGCAAACAUCAAUUUAGGAUGCUUUUACCUGGUGGGUAUGCCGAUUGCUGUGGGUUUGGCUUUCUUCUCCAGGUAUGACUUCAGGGGACUCUGGCUCGGUCUUCUAGCCGCCCAAGCUUCCUGUGCUGUGAGCAUGCUGUUCACUUUGCUCCACACCGAUUGGGAAUAUCAAGCUCAAAGGGCUCAGGAACUUACUCGAUCCGUUCCCAAUGAUGAUAAUGUCAAUCAGGACAAGAAAGUUAACACCACGGGUUUUUCGAGCUCAACUGAUGAUGAAAUGAAAGAAAACCAAUCCCCUGUUUGAUGCUUUUAACAGAAACCUUGUUGCCUUGAUUUUUUUUUUUUUUAUGUUCCCCUUUAACUAAAUGUACCCCCUCUUUGUCUAUUUAUUUUCAUUUAUACUUGGUAGAGUAUACUACUAAACUUGUAUCUUGGUAGAGUAUACUACUAAACUUGUAUCUUUAUAUAUAUAUAGAGAGAGUAAAAUAUUAUAGGACCA
This is a messenger RNA of Rubroshorea leprosula, 2028 nucleotides long. Lineage: Eukaryota; Viridiplantae; Streptophyta; Magnoliopsida; Malvales; Dipterocarpaceae. The record is from the annotation of a GenBank genome assembly.